This is a messenger RNA of Onthophagus taurus, 1500 nucleotides long. The record is from RefSeq and is a predicted model, not a curated record. NCBI's taxonomy places the organism in Eukaryota, Metazoa, Arthropoda, Insecta, Coleoptera, Scarabaeidae.
CAUUUCAGAUGUAAAGGAUCAUCUUUAACGUAAUUACAUUAACCGGAACGAAAAAUAAAAAGGAUGGAAUCAAAUAAAGGUUUAAGGCCUUUAAAACGAUUGCCGCAAGUAACGUUAUGGGAGCUUCGUCGACACACCAUCACGGUUAGGAAUCCUUUAGCUUGGGAUAAAACUGGUUCUGAUAAGCCCAUACAACGCGAUAUAGGAGAUUUAAGUGAAUUGUGUUUGCAUCGAGCAGGUAAAACAAUAAAUAAUGACUUACAACUUCAAUUAAGUAUGUAUGUAUUUGCUUAGGAAGCGUUUAAAACAUUUUUUGUUUUGUAUAAAUCGGUAAUUGAGCUAGUUUCAGAGAAAGGAAAAGUUUUAGGGUGACCAAAAAGGGGAUUGAAGUGGAAACCAACAAUGUUGUGAAGGUGCAACGCCCCUUUUCGAAAGGGACGAUAUCUUAGUUAAUCAAGAUGGAAUGGAACAACGCACGAUGCGUAUCAAAAGACCACCAGGAGCAAAUCGUCGCUCUCAAUCAACAUCAAGCGAUUCAAGUUCAGAUUCAUCGCGAUCAAAAAGUAGCGCGCCUCGAUCGAAAGGAUGGCGAGCAGAGACAAAACCGAUUUAUCCAAAACCAUUAAGAUUUACUUGUGAACGAAAAAACUCGCCAGCUAAAGAAGAUUCCUAUAGAUCACCACCGCGUCGAAGACAAAGCGUUUCGCCUUAUCGAAGAGGAACAAAACGAAAAACGCCGGAUAAAUCACCUCAAAGACAAGAAAAAGGUUCUUUCAGAACCCGCGAUAGAAAUAGAUCACCACCAAGAAGUGCGAAAUCGUCGGAACGAAACGCCGGGAGUUCACAUUCCAAAUCGGAGAGAUCGCGAAGAUCCAAAUCACCAUUACGAUCGAGGGAAACUCGCCGAAGAUCUCGAUCGAGGGAUCGAUUUAAACGAAAUUCCCCCCCGAGUUCAAGACGAAGCCGAUCGCCGAGACGGUUAAGUAGAAAUCGACACAGAGUUAGGAAUCAAACUCCACCUCCAAGUCGAUAUUCCCCACAUAAAGAUCAAAUCCCACCGAUUGAUUAUGCGCAUUUAGCUCAUGUAAUCAGUCAGAUGUAUCCAAGACAACCUUUUAUCCCACCACAUAUUGUACCUCCAGUUCCUGAAUUUUACCCCCCAUACGCGAUUCCUCCAGGUCCAAUUCCUCCAAGACCUAGAUUUCCACCACGACCACCGAUUAUUUACAAUAAUAGAUCGAUAAAAAUCUUUAAACCGAAUGAAACAUCAACUACAGCGUCAAGUACUGUUACAACAACCGUUACGACUGCUUCUUCAUCUUCGAAUGCGGCCCCUGCGUCUUCUACAGUUACUUCUAAUGAAGAAUCGUAUUCGGAAACGCGAACGGAUGAAAUACCGAGCGGAACUGAUAAAUGAUGUCGACGUGAGUUUAAUUUAAAAUUAUUUUUUUCUUGAAUUUUCGAUUUUCGGGUCUAAAAAAUAAAUGAGUUAGUUAAGGA